Aspergillus niger is the source of this 594-nucleotide messenger RNA. RefSeq lists its product as uncharacterized. The record is from RefSeq and is a predicted model, not a curated record. NCBI's taxonomy places the organism in Eukaryota, Fungi, Ascomycota, Eurotiomycetes, Eurotiales, Aspergillaceae. The transcript has 4 exons. The coding region runs from base 1 to 594 and encodes 197 amino acids.
AUGGGUCACAUAUACCGAGUAACAGGGACGGUGGCUAUGAAACCCACAACAAUUGUUCAAGAUUGUGCGGAAUUCGUCCGCGAGGAAGGUUGCCCGUGUAUGCAGGACAUUUGGUGCACUAACCUGUACACAAAGUGCGGAACGGGUGCAACUUCUCCAGGAGCGGAAAACAGGCAGAGGAGAUCGGGUCUUUCAGGGAAUCCUUGCAGACAGCUGACAGAAUUGGCAGCCGGUGUACUCCAGAUCUCCGGACGCUCCGGACUUGCCACCUCCACGGGGUCGCGGGAGACCGGCACAGAGAGGCCUUCAUAUGCCUAUCUAUCACAAGAAUUACUGAAAGAGGCACAGGGUUCGAAAGGCGGAACUCGGUUAGCAAGAGGAACUCGGCAGCGGUUUACGGAAGAUCCCCCAGAUGAAACAGAGGAACAACUGGUCAUUCCCGGCUGCGCCUUUCAUGGCUCAAGGGCCUCCGCCGCCACUUGCCAUCGUCUCCAAGCCAAGCCAGGGCCGAAGUUUCCUUCCGAACCAGACGCCAUCUCGGUCAGUGGUCGGCCAAUGGGGAAUCCCCACCUCGAGGGAGGCAAUGGUAUCUAG